GGUGGCUCAUCUUUGGAUAUGGAUGCACGACAUUAGCAUUAUAGAAGAAGCCAAUAUCACGUGGCUUGAUGCUGGUGAUGUAGAAAGAUCACAUGGCUUGAUGCUCGUUUGUAAGUACUAUUUUCAGCAUCUGUCUACUUCUGCUCUUGUGGUCAUUGUCCUUCUCUCGCAAACGCUCGACCACGCCCAGAAGGGGACGCCAUACACGAC
Molecule: messenger RNA, 210 nt
Organism: Amoebophrya sp. A25
Lineage: Eukaryota; Dinophyceae; Syndiniales; Amoebophryaceae
Source: the annotation of a GenBank genome assembly